CAAGCUACAAAACUUUCUAUGGUGACUUUUUCGUGAUAGGUUAUCUUAUGCGGAGCGAUUUCCGGUAAAAAUUUCCGGUCCUGGCCUGGUUCUGGUUGCGGAGGUGUGAGCAGGUCGCUGCAGACACUCCCUGCGGGGGGAUAAAGCAUCUCUGACGGGCUGCAGGCUCUCCGGACCCCAGCAGCAGCUCCGCCACUCGGAGCGGUCGAGAUGUCCGUCUCCGGAAUGAAGAAGCAGCUCCACAAAGCCAGCCAGUUUCUGAACGAGCGUCUGAUGGGAGCUGAAGGAACUAAGCUGGAUGAAGAUUUCCUGAAGAUGGAGAAGACUGUCACAGUGAUCAACGUUCUGCUGGCUGAGCUUCUGUCCAGAACCACAGACCUUCUCCAGCCAAACCGAGCCUACAGAGCUAAACUGAGCAUGCUCAGCACAGUGUCCAGGAUUCGAGGACAGGCGAGGACAAUGGGAUACCCGCAGACAGAAGCAAUGCUGGGGGAGUGCAUGUUGUUCUACGGCCAGGAGCUCGGAGCAACCUCUGAAUUUGGUGGCGCUCUGAUGGCCGUGGGUGUAGCUCUGCAGCAGGUCAGUCAGACCAAAGAUAUUCUGGAUGUCAGCAUCAAACAGACAUUCAUUGAUCCUCUGCAGGAGCUCCAACGGUCGGAGAUGAAGGAGAUCAAGUACCAGCUAAAGAAGGUCAAUGGCCGCCGGCUAGAUUUUGACUAUAAGAAGGGACGAAGAGGAAAAGUGGCAGCAAAGGAGCUUCAUCUGGCAUGGGAUAAGUUUAUCACGUCUAAAGAGUUGGCUGAGAGGAGCAUGUUUGUCCUGCUGCAGAGUGACGUGGAUCGGAUUGGCCAGCUGGAUGCUCUGAUAGCUGCUCUGCUCGACUACCACUGCAAUGCCCAACGCAUCCUGCUGGGUCUCCAAGGCGACCUGCAGGCCAGGUUAACUGCUGCCAGUAACAAACCAGCACGACGGUUCAGAUCCAAAAAGAUCCAAGUCGGAGACGACCACAGCGGUACCGUUGGGUUUUACCACCAGCUGUCAGCUGCAGCUCCUCGGUCCUCAGGUAAACAGUUCAUGGUGGUACCAUCCAAACCGGGCAGCCCCAUCUCCAGUUAUGUUGACUGUGGGCUGGUCCUGAAUCAGCCCUGCUGCCGGGCGAUGUACUCCUUCAUGCCGAACCGUGAGGGCGAGCUGGACUUCAACGAGGGAGACAUCAUCAUUCUCACGGGUCAGGUUGAGUCCAACUGGUACGAGGGCACGCUCGGGGACCGAUCCGGGCUUCUUCCUGUCAGCUAUGUGGAUGUGCUGGUGCCUCUGCCGUUGCCAUGAUGACGUCCCACCAGACUCUGGAGUCAGAUAUUAGAUCUGACUUCUCAUAAUAUGCAAGUUUCUAAGCUUCUUUUUGCACUUUUCAAUAAGUGAAUGAGUCUGUAAUAAAAAGAAACAGGGUCAAAGUCUCUGCAGCUACGGGGAGUCUUCAGGAAUAUCUUGUUUAUUCCCUUUUUGUUCCUUUAUUUUUCAGUUCAAUUCAAUAAUAAAAAAAAUUAAUCCCAAAGGGAAAUUAAAUGUUGUUAUUGCUCAAAUUAUAAAGAUUUCUCCAAGAGCUGCUGUAGCUCUGGGUAGGAAGGAUCUCUGGUAGCGUCUGUCUUACAGCAGAUCUAAAAAAGCCUCUGACUGAAGACACAAGGAUGCUCAGGGUUCUCCAUAAUAUUCUUCAUUUUAUGAAGAGUCCUUCAUAAACGACAUUUUAUGAAGUACACAAAGAAAUAAAUGACAUCACAUAAAGCCUGGUGUUGGUACAUAAAUUCCUACCACACCUGGUUUCAUGCUCGGUUUUUUGUCCUCAGAGAUACAACUUCUACAAGUUUUCAGGUUUUGUCUUAGAAUAAUAUGGCCUUCAAUGUAAAGUGACUUAAAUCCCUGAAAUACAUAGAAAAAAGUAAACCAACAUUUAGAAGCUGUGUGUGAAAAACUAAGUCCACCCCAUGAUCCAGCAGUUGGUGGAACCACCUUCAGCAGGAAUGACUCUCAUCUGUUAUUUUGUUCUAAAUUAAUCAGCCUAUUGCAUUGUUGUGGAGGUAGUUGGGCUCACACUUCUUCCAGCAUUGCUUCAGUUCAUUAAGGUUUGCAGAGAUUUGUUUCUGCACAGUUCUCUCAAGGUCCCUCCACAGCAUUUCAAACAAGUUGAGGUCUGGACUUUGACUGGGCCAUUCCAACACCUUGAUGCUUCUCUUAUUUGGCCUCCUGGGUUAGAUUUGUGGCUGUGUUUGGGAUUAUAUUAAUGUUGUUUAAUCAGUUUGGGCCAGGCUUCAGCUGUUGGACAGUUGGUCUCACACUUUGGUAUACACAGGAGUUCAUGGUUGACUCGCUGACUUCAAGGCCUGGGUCUUUGUCCUGGGGUCAUGUUCACUCCUUAGAAGAUUCACAGUUGUCUUAAAUGUGUUGAACUUGUGAAUAAUGUUUCUCUCUUUAGAUAGAUGGACUUCAAAUAGAUUGAAAAUGACCGUAUAACUCUUCUGAGAUUGAUGGACAGCAGCAGUUGCUCCUCUAAGAUCAAUUGAUGUCUUUCCUUCUUGGUAAUGUGUUAAUGCACAAUAUGCUCUCUAGCAGCAAACCACUAAGGCCCCUGCUUUUAUAGAUGUGAUAACACUGAUGUGAUCAGCAGCAUCUGGCUUAAUCUUUUCUUCUGAAACCCUGUGAUGGCAGCAAGCGUGUUCUCUUUCCACAGAUGGUCUUUCUGUUUUAGUUUAGUUUCUGUUAAAUAAAUAUUCACAUUUUUAUGCAUUUCAAAGUUUCUGAGCAAUGAGACUUUGGGGAAAUCUUGUAAAAAUCAGACCAACAGUAAACUCUUUAGUUUGUUUUAUUUAUUUCAAGCAUAUUCACAUUCAUUCUCCACCAUACACAUUCACAUGGUUAUUUGCUUGAAAGUUGAGGAAGCAUUUAGACAAAACCACAUUAAAAAGGGUUGGUAAGGUAAAUAAAUCAGCUUCUGUUCUUAGGACCUCUGGGUGAUUUGCUGUGAUUUUCUUGCAGUCCUCAAGUCACUGAAAUGUCCCUGUGAACAUAAUGCACAUAACUGUAAUUUGUGAAUGUUGUCUUCUCUGCUCUAAAGUGCUCACCGUGUCUUAAGUAUUUAUUUAUUUAUACUCUGUCACCUUAUCUAGUUUAACUGCAUUUUUUUUGUUUGCACUACAUCCUAUGAGGUGUUUAAAGUUGAAAGCACACGUACAAGAAUGAAGUAUCAGGUCAGUUCUGCACAGGCUAAAAUCAGGGAAACUUGUGGUUCUGUUGAUUGUAAAGGAAACUAAAUCCAAGAGCUGUUCAAUAAUUUAAUUUUGCUUUAAAGUCUGAAUAAGCUAAAAUAGUCCAUUUAGAGCCAGAAACUGUAUAUGAAUCAUGCAAUAAUCUUCAGUGUAGUUACUGAAAUGGUGAACUGUCCCUUUAAUAGAAAGCUACAUAAUGUAUGUUCGUUGUAGUAGAUCUGUUUUGUAGAUUUGUUUUACACUAAAUAAGUUAGAUCACAUGACUAGCAGAUUAUUAUGGUGUUGGUUAUUGUUCAUAUGGAGGAGACAAAGCAGAGAACUGAAGAGAAAAAACAAUGUUUUAUUUUCUCAUUCUUGGUAAAGUAAAAAAAAAAAAAUCUGAUGAACAUCUUUCUUUGUUAUAUGUAUUCUUUAAAGUUCUGCAGCUUGUCAGUAGAAAAUCAUUUCUUCAUGGACAUUUUAAUAAAGGUUGAAAUACACUCUCA
This is a messenger RNA of Girardinichthys multiradiatus, 3748 nucleotides long. It is a transcript of the gene sh3gl3b, whose product is annotated as SH3-domain GRB2-like 3b. Bases 211 to 1329 code for a protein of 372 amino acids. Gene Ontology annotation, molecular function: protein binding. NCBI's taxonomy places the organism in Eukaryota, Metazoa, Chordata, Actinopteri, Cyprinodontiformes, Goodeidae. Gene Ontology annotation, cellular component: presynapse; cytoplasm; glutamatergic synapse. The transcript has 10 exons. Gene Ontology annotation, biological process: synaptic vesicle uncoating. The record is from RefSeq and is a predicted model, not a curated record.